Molecule: messenger RNA, 2329 nt
Organism: Pyrus x bretschneideri (Chinese white pear)
Lineage: Eukaryota; Viridiplantae; Streptophyta; Magnoliopsida; Rosales; Rosaceae
Product: protein downstream neighbor of Son
Exons: 15
Coding region: 260-2128 (622 amino acids)
Biological process (GO): nuclear DNA replication
Cellular component (GO): nucleus
Source: RefSeq, a predicted model, not a curated record
CUCUUUAACUUUACCGCAUUUUCCCACCACAUUCUCUCUCUCCACUCGCUACCUCUUCGGUUUGCCCUAGUCUCCGGAAUUCAAUUUUUGGUGGCAAAUCGAUCGAAACCAACGGGAUUGAUUAAUCUCGUCUGUCGCUACGCCGCACUGAGAUUUCGUCGGCCGCCAGCCAAUGCCUUUGCCCUGGAAAGAUCUCCUUCGCUGAGGAACUCGAACUGUAUGUAAAAGACCUGCUGUUAAUAGUGUUUGAGGCUGACGUAUGGCGAUGGUUGCUCCACCCGGUUCUCUACCUCCUGCAUCUCUGAAGAUUGGUGGUGGGACGGCAACAGUCAAGAGAAAGACACCAUCUCAACUGAGAGGAGAGCAGCGGAUGAAUGCUGUGGAGAUAAGCGAUGAAUCUCCUGCUCCCUUGCUUGGUUCUACAAAUGAAGCAGAAAAUGGGCUAAAGAAACAAGAACUGUCAAGGAAUCCUCGAUACAUUGACAUUCGUAUGGAUGAAGUAUACCCUGCAAAAAAAUCUAGGUUCAAGAUACUUAAUGCUAAGGAAAGUAUUUCAAUGGAGAAACUUAGCAGUGUGAAGAAUCUUUCUUUGCUCUCUAAUUUGGCUUCGAAGAGGAAACAACAACUUUCUGGUUCCCAAAAUGUAGCUUCUGCUGAACAUACCAAAGAAGGCACGUCAAAAGUUUAUCGAACUAUUGAAAAGUGUAGUCAAGCUACUUUCUGUAGUGUUACUGAGCUUUCAUCAGGCGGUGACAGAUUGUCGGGCUUUGCAGCUGUCGAUGUGGAUAAAGCAUUAAAAGGAAUAGAUGCCCAGGAAUCUACAAUUGGCUUACCUGCUUAUAUUUCUGAAAGAAGUGGUGAUCCUACAUCAACUUGUUUAGGCGACUUUUGCUUGCCUGGUGGAAAGGUUCCUCUGGAUUUUACUUUGAAAACUAGUAUGCGGGUGGUGUCCUCUUCCCCAGUGAAAUGGAUUCAUAGGGCAAUAGCGUGCGGUGCCUACACUAGUAUGCCCAAUCUCAAGUUCCAAUCCGAUUGUUAUCAGGAUCAAAAUAUGAGCCGUGGCUCAGGGCUCACAUUGAAUUCCAAAGUCAUUAUUUCAGAACAAUUAUAUUCCUGGGUUUACCCUCAAUCUACCUUACCGCCUUCUCUCAUACAAGUUUUGACAUCAUCAACAGCUGAGGGAGUGGAAACAGAUUUCUUGAGAAAACGACAGGUAGCAUGGGAUGACUCAUUUCAGAGUCUAUACUACAUGCUUCGUAAUGGUACCUGUGAUAUCUUUUAUGUGUGUACCCCAUAUUUUGUGGUAAUGUUCACGGCUUGUAAUGUCUCGGUGGGCUCGAAACGCAUCAGCAAUGCUUAUAUCUCCCAAUCAACAAGAGCCAUACGAUCAUUGUUAAGAGAGCAUGAUGUUUCUUUCACUAUGCCUCUUUGCCGUUCGAAAGUAGAGCAAGUCACUCCUGAUGUUCUUGUUGAGCUCUCAGAGAUGGAGAAGCAGAAUUUCGGCCAGACUCGGCGCUUGAGUUCCUCUUCUGAUAUAGAUAAUAACCCGGAAUCAUUGCUAGUUUUCAGUGGCAAUAAAAAUGUACAUGGAGUGUUUGAUAUUUUGUUAAAUUAUAGAUCGUUGUUGACUGCUUUAAUGGUAAUGGAUGUCCCUAUAUUAUAUUCACCUGUGCCGUUUCAGAGUGCUGCCAUUUCUUCUCCAGAGAUUAAAUGCACGGAAUUGAAAAGAGCAGACCAUAUUGUUGCUCCUAAGAAAACCACCGCAAAAGAUGGAUCCAUGCAAGGCUUAUCCGCUGGUCUCUGCUCUAGUGUUGAAAUUAAGGAUCCAUAUCUUCCACCAUGGAUUAUUUGCAGCCUACUUGCCCUUCUGGGCUCUGAAGAGAGAAGCUUCGAGGCGAGCUUUAUGAACGAACCUUCAUCAAUCGGGUUGAAUGUUGCUGUAGAAGCAGUUCCUGAGAAAUCUGAUCGUCCUGAUGCGGCAGCUGAAGACUUACAAAAAAGCACCUCUGCUUUUGGUAUUCCCGGAGCCAUUGUUAUGCCUCAGUUGCGUUUGGGUUUCUUGAAAACUUUGAAGUUCUCAAAUGGUUCUUAUUCAGCUUCCCUUUCUCCUACCUUAGAAGCUGAAUAGAAAUACAAUCGUAUAUUUCGCCAUAACGAUGGUUGAUAUCAUUCUUUGAUUCAACUAAUUCUCUGUACUUUAAUUUGGUACAUGAUCUAUUCUUGAACCGCCUUGUGAAAUUUGCUUUACCAGUUUGAUACUGAAUGGUUUUAUUGACAAAACUCAUGAGAAAUCUGCCUACUAUUUGAAUGUUUUACUAGUUAUUCUCCA